GUAAUUUACUUCUAUUCUCGAGUCGUUUAACUUGUUUAAAAUGAUUUAUAAUGAUGAUAAUAAGAUAAUUGUGUUAUAUAACAGUGUCCUUGUUGGGUUUUAAGGCUCAGUUCUCAAAAAGUUACGACACUGAACCAAAAUAAUGUCUCUGAAGGAAGUUGUGAUUGUAAGCGCUGUAAGGACACCCAUAGGAUCAUUCCAAGGUGCUUUAUCACCAUUAUCAGCCCCCGAAUUGGCUAGUAUAGCAAUAAAAUCAGCUAUAAAACAAUGCAAUAUCCCGAAAGAUGAAAUUAAAGAAGUUUUUAUGGGUCAGGUAUGUCAAGCUAACUCAGGGCAAGCUCCAGCACGUCAAGCAGCAAUUUUUGCUGGUCUUCCUGAUAGUACAAUCUGUACUACCAUUAAUAAAGUAUGCGCUACUGGUGUCAAAGCUGUUAAUUUAGCUGCGCAGACAAUAGAAACCAACGCGCAGGAUGUUUGCCUCGCUGGAGGCAUGGAAUCUAUGUCCAACAUACCUUAUUACUUAAAAAGAGGUCCUACUCCUUAUGGUGGUGUGUCUCUUGUAGAUGGAAUCAUCUUCGAUGGUCUUACAGAUGUUUAUAAUCAAAUACACAUGGGGAAUUGCGCGGAAAAUGUAGCGACGAAGCUAGGCAUCACCCGUGAGAUGCAAGAUGAACACGCGAUUAAUAGCUACAAACGUGCGCAAGAUGCUUACCAAAAGAAACUCUUUGAUAAAGAGUUAGUUGAAGUGCAAGUACCAAAUGUUAAUAAUAAAAAGGCCGCUGAUGUGUUGAUCACUGAAGAUGAAGAGUAUAAAAAGGUUGAUUUUGAUAAGCUGGUGAAACUCCCAACUGUGUUCCAACAAGAUGGCGGAACUGUUACUGCUGCAAAUGCGUCUACGUUGAAUGAUGGUGCAGCUGUGUUGAUACUUACAAGUCGUGAAGCAGCGAAUCGCCUUGGUUUGAUACCUCUGGCCAAGGUGAUUGGAUAUACUGAUGCUGCGAUUGCUCCGAUUCACUUCCCAAUGGCUCCAGCGAAGAGUAUCGCCGCCUUGUUGAAUAAAACAGGUGUUGAUAAAGAAUCCGUAGCGAUGUGGGAGAUAAACGAGGCGUUCAGUGUCGUACCGCUGGCGAAUCGUAAACUUUUAAACCUAGAUGCUGCUAAAGUUAAUAUUCACGGUGGUGCGGUGAGUCUAGGACAUCCGCUGGGGAUGUCGGGAGCAAGGAUUAUUGUACAUUUGGUUCACAAUUUGAAACGAGGUGAAAUUGGCGUUGCGUCGAGUUGUAAUGGCGGCGGUGGCGCGUCUUCCAUCAUGAUUGAAAAAGUUUAAUUUUAAGCUUACUUUUGUAAUCUCGAAUUCUCCGUAGUGAAUUAUAUGUCAUUUUGAAGAAGAAAUAAUUGUCUAUCUACUGAUAUCACUUACUUGUGUUAUUUCGGGGAUUUCUUGAAGAAAAUUCAAUUUUAGUGCGGAGCGAAAAUCGGCGUGACGGUUUGUGAAAAAAGACGCUUGUUCUACAUAGGCAACCACAUGUACAGCUAAGUAUGAAUAUUAAUAUAGCACUGUAACCUGUUUGUUGUUUGCAUGACAACAUGAAUUUGAAUAAAUAAAUGCUUACUAAUGCAUGCCAAACUCACUGAAACUCAUAA
This is a messenger RNA of Dalotia coriaria, 1644 nucleotides long. Its product is annotated as acetyl-CoA acetyltransferase, mitochondrial-like. Gene Ontology annotation, cellular component: mitochondrion. Bases 143 to 1327 code for a protein of 394 amino acids. NCBI's taxonomy places the organism in Eukaryota, Metazoa, Arthropoda, Insecta, Coleoptera, Staphylinidae. The record is from RefSeq and is a predicted model, not a curated record. The transcript has 2 exons. Gene Ontology annotation, molecular function: acetyl-CoA C-acetyltransferase activity. Gene Ontology annotation, biological process: fatty acid beta-oxidation.